AUGAAAACCUUCGUCCUUUUGGUUGCUCUGUUCGCUGUUGCCAGCGCGGAAUGGAUCGAUAUCGAUUGGUCCAAGGUGCGCCCGAUCGAGGAGUUCGAUCACUACUGGGCUCGUCUGCCAGCGGAGAUGCAGAUCUACCGUCACGCUAGACCAUCGCAUCGUGUCACCAAUGGCCAGGAAGCGACUCCUGGACAGUUCCCGUACCAGAUUGCUCUGCUGAGCGAUUUCCCCACUGGAUCCGGUCUGUGCGGAGGAUCCGUCUUGACCAACAACUACAUCCUGACCGCUGCUCACUGUGUCAUCUCGGGCGCGUCUACCCUGGCCACUUCAGGAACCGCCAUCAUCGGUGCUCACAACCGCCUCGAUGCGAAUGAGCCAUCCCAGCAACGCAUCGGUUUCUCGACCGCUGGAAUUAUUGCUCAUCCGCAGUACACUCCGACUAACAUUCGUAACGAUAUCGCCGUGGUCCGUCUGAACUCGCCGAUCACCUUCAACGAUCGCGUCCAACCAGCUCGUCUGCCGGCUCGCUCGGACACUCGUCAGUUCGGAGGAUCCAUGGGAACCGUUUCCGGAUUCGGUCGUACCUCGGACGCUUCGACGGCUGUCUCGCCCGUUGUGAUGUUCACCUCUAACCCAGUGUUGACGGAAGCUGACUGUAUUUCUCAGUGGAAUAAUGUCCUGAUCCAGCCCCAAAAUGUGUGCAUGAGCGGAGAAGGCGGUCGCUCAUCGUGCAACGGUGACUCUGGUGGCCCGCUGGCUGUCCAGGAUGGUGGUGCCAGCCUCCAGAUUGGUGUUGUGUCCUUCGGAUCGGCUGCCGGUUGUGCCAUUGGCAUGCCAUCAGUGUACGCCCGUGUUUCCUUCUUCCUCGGAUUUAUUGAGGAGAACUCGGACUUUGUGGCCAACCCCUAGAUUUCGUGAUUUCGA
Anopheles darlingi is the source of this 924-nucleotide messenger RNA. RefSeq names its product brachyurin-like. The transcript has a single exon. The coding region runs from base 1 to 909 and encodes 302 amino acids. Lineage: Eukaryota; Metazoa; Arthropoda; Insecta; Diptera; Culicidae. The record is from RefSeq and is a predicted model, not a curated record. Gene Ontology annotation, biological process: proteolysis. Gene Ontology annotation, molecular function: serine-type endopeptidase activity.